AUGUCGGGCAUCCCGGGCAGCCCCACCUGCUCCUGUCCCCUGGGCUACACCGGGCAGCACUGUCAGAGCCCCCAGAACUCCACCUGCUACCCCAACAACCCCUGUGCCAACAGAGGAGUAUGCACCCUGCUUUCCCUCGACAAGUACAAGUGCCAGUGUGCCCACGGAUGGACAGGUCAGCUCCUCUCUGACUCAAACUGUUGCGUAAUACUGUACAGUCCACUCCUGAUAAGUGCUGUGCAGUUCACUAGUCUAAAUCCCAAUACAUUAUUUCCACUAUUCGUCAUAUGUUUGGUGCACGUAUUCAGGACAGUCCUUAGCCCUUGCAUUGAUUAGAACGCUGUACUGUAUGUUGUGGUCAUGAUAAGUAACCACUGUUAUAUAACCUAACCUCAGCCCUCAUCUCUCUCGCCCUGUGUGUCCAGGCAUACGAUGUGAGCGUGUGGAUAGCUGUCUGUCAGGACCUUGUGCUAACGGAGGCACCUGCAGAUCCCUGUCCGGGGCCAAGUUCAGCUGUACCUGUCCUCCAGGCUACUGGGGUCCACGCUGCCUCAACGACACUGACGAGUGUGCUGCCUCCACCCCGGUGUGUCAGAACGAAGGGGUGUGUGUCAACACCCCCGGCUCCUACAGGUGUAACUGCGCCCCCGGGUUCACCGGCCGCCACUGUGAGACCCCCUACAUCCCCUGCUCCCCCUCGCCCUGCCUCAAUGGGGGCACGUGUCGCCCAACCUCUGAGACCAGCUACUGGUGCCACUGCCUGCCAGGUGAGAGAGAGCGAGGGAAAGAAAAAAAGAAAAAAAGAGAGAAAGGCAAUUGUUGCAAUUAAUGUUUGAGGUGCAAACACUAGAAUCCUGCUGGCGCUCUAACACUAUACACCGUUAUUAAAACCCUACUGUACCCAAUGGAGCUUUGUGGGCACAACAAUCAAGCACUGUGUUAUCUGUUUACAAUAUAACUUGUCAUCACUAUGAUAACUGAUACAUUAUAUGACAGAGGUUGCUAGCCAGAUUGGUAGUAGUGAAGUAAUACGUAUCAUUUCUAUCUUUGUCACUCUCAUGGCAGGCUUCAAUGGGACUAACUGUGACAACAACAUUGACGACUGCCCCGACCAUCACUGCCAAAAUGGAGGGACCUGCAUGGAUGGUGUCAACACCUACAAUUGCAAAUGCCCCCCGGAAUGGACUGGUAAGGAUAAAGAAUAGUGUCUGUUUGUCUUUUUUCUUUGUUUCAGUUUCUGUCUUUUGUUCAGUGUCUGUGUUUCUGUCUGUAGUUUCUCUGUGUUUCUGUCUGUGGGUUCUCUGUGUUUCUGUCUGUGGUUUCUCUCUGUGUCUUAAUGGGGGACUUUUUUCUUCACUCUAGUCUCACAUGUCCAACUCUCUCCCCCAACCCCCUGCAGGUCAGUCCUGUACAGAGGAUGUGGAUGAGUGUCGCCUGCAGCCCAACACGUGUCAGAACGGGGGUACCUGCAGCAAUAUCCAGGGCAGCUACACCUGUGUGUGUGUCAAUGGCUGGAGUGGCCUGGACUGCUCUGAGAACAUAGAUGACUGUGCUACGGCUGCCUGCGCCAAGGGCUCCACCUGUAUUGACCGUGUGGCAUCCUUCCUCUGUGUCUGCCCCUAUGGAAAGACAGGUGGGGGACAAACAGCCUGUCUACAGUGUAGAUAUAUACAGAUGUCUCUUAUAGACAGAUCGAUGGAUAAGUAGAAAGAUAAUGUAUUAAUCCACAAGGGGAAUCUAUAAGCACAGAAAACACACAGGCUGAGUGACUGUUGAAUAUUCCCUGCCAGGUUUGCUGUGCCACGUGAAUGAUGCCUGCAUCAGUAGCCCGUGCCGGGAUGGGGCGCAGUGCGACACCAACCCUAUCAAUGGCAUGUUCAACUGCAACUGUGCCCCAGGCUACAAGGGGAGCACCUGCAAUGACGACAUCAACGAGUGCAUCAUUGGUGAGUGACAGAUCAAAACACAUGAUUAGAUUAUACAGACUAUUCUGUAAGAAAUAUCCUUCCUCUCCCUUUGGUACUUUCUGUACUCCUUUAUAGUUCUGUCUAACUAACCUCUCAGGUUUCCCCUCAGGUCCAAACCCCUGUGAGCACGGAGGAUUGUGUGUGAACACGGAUGGCUCGUUCACAUGUAACUGUGCAAGAGGUUAUGGUGGGCCGCGCUGUGAGACGGACAUCAAUGAGUGUGUCUCCAGCCCCUGCCAGAACGACGGCACCUGUCUGGACCGCAUAGGAGACUACAGCUGCAUCUGUAUGGAAGGUGUGUGUGAUCAGUGAUUCCCUAUCUCUCUUUCUCACACACACACACACACAAUACUGUUGUGUAAUAUUCUCUCUCUGUUUCCAGGAUUUGAGGGAACACACUGUGAGAUUGACAUCAAUGAGUGUGCCAGCUCUCCAUGUCUGAACCAAGGGAUCUGUCUGGAUCAAGUCAAACGUUACGUCUGCCAGUGCCCUCUAGGUUCGUCUGCCUUUUUGUAAUCAAAUUCAUUUCUCAUAGUGUUUCAGAAGGUGUCGAGCUACAGUAUUUGACGCUGAGUUCCGUCCCUGGCCUUUAGGAUUCAGUGGGGAGAUGUGUCAGAUCGACAUUGACGAGUGUUCCAGCACACCCUGCCUCAACGGGGCCAAGUGUAUCGACCGACCCAACGGUUACGAGUGUGAAUGUGCUGAAGGUACUAGCCAACCUUACCCAUUGCAAAUGUAUAUACCUUUGCAUGUUAAAACCAUGAUGUUUAAACUAAAGCAUUAACACAGGGAAUAUUUAACAGUUACUCAAUGUGUGGUUUCUCUCCCCAGGCUUCUAUGGGCCACUGUGUAAAGAGAACAUAGAUGACUGUGACCCAGAGCCCUGCCACCAUGGUGUGUGUCAUGAUGGCAUCGCCACCUUCUCCUGUGACUGCGACCCAGGCUACACCGGCUCCAUUUGCAACAUCCAGGUUAUGGAGUGCCACAGCAACCCCUGCCAGAACCGCGGACGGUGCAUCGACCUGGUCAACAAGUACCAGUGCAACUGUCUGCCUGGCACCUCAGGUGAGCAGAGAUAAAGAAUGGGUGGAAUAUUUUUGGGUUAUAAAAACUUUAGUAAUAAGGGGAAACCAGUGCAAUAACAGAAUGUUUGGAUAAACAAAAACAUUAACUCACAUACACUGUGCACGGUGCAUCUCUGUCUACAUACUAUUUGUGAAACUUAGGUCUAGACCAUGACUGAUUUCUAGUUUGUGAAACUGUAGUAGACCAUGACUUCAUUGGUGUUUGUUAUGUAUCCCCAACUAUCCCUUUUAACUGCUGCUCACUCAGUGCUGUCUGCCCCAAAGCUCUGUGCUGUGCUUCUCUGAACUUGAAACACCAGCAGUUCCUACUCUGUUCUGUGGAGUAGAAGUGGCUUCCUGCAGGGUAGAGCAGAGCUCUCAGCUCAGUGCACUCAGACAGGAGGGGAUCAGUCAUAAGGGUCGGCCCAGCUCUGCUCAGCCCAGCACGCUGCCCUGGCCUAGGGGAUUAGUGCAGGCUAGUGCACUGGUACUGUACACACACACACACACACACACACACACACACACACACACACACACACACAGGAGUCAGCUUAGGUCACACACAUACUUUCACUCGCUCAGCUCACUCUCUUUGGAACACACCUGUUAAACACUGUCAGCUAGUCCACUGCUCCCCCUGGUGGAGGCCAUUGGAACUGCAGCUACCUUUUGUAAUGGAGUGCCUGUUCAAAAAGCUUCAAAAUGCAUCCUCUUCUGGUUUUCUUCUUAGGGGUGAACUGUGAGAUCAAUGUUGAUGACUGUGCCAGUAACCCCUGUGAGUAUGGGGAGUGCCAGGAUGGGAUCAACGAGUACAAGUGUGUCUGUGCUCCAGGAUACACAGGUAAACACACAUACUUCUCCCUCUCAACUAUUCAGAUGCAUCUCCAUGUUAAUGACAGUACAUGCCUGAUUCUUUCAGUGAAUGAAUGAACUAAGAAGUCAUUUUCUGAAUUAUUUCUCUCUCAGGUGCAAAAUGUGACGUGGACAUCAAUGAGUGUAAUUCCAGCCUGUGUAUGAGUGGGGGUACAUGUGUGGACAAGGUGAACGGCUUCAUCUGCCAGUGCCCCCCUGGCACCCAUGGCCCCCUGUGCCACUCUGGCACCGACCACUGUGCUCCCCGGCCCUGUGUACACGGAGACUGUGUAGAGCAGCAGAGCGGGUAUGCCUCUCUCUAGAUCUCUAUCACUCUUUCUAGAGUUGCGUACUUUAUGUAAAAUAAUACUUUUUCCAACCCAUCGGCAUACUGUAUGAUUGCAGGUUAUAUGAAUUUUGAAUUGUAUUAGUAGCCCCAUUAGCUGACGCCAUGACGUCAGCUAAUCUUCCUGGGGUCCAACAUAUAGUUUAUAUGAUACACAUGAUAGAAAUGCAUACUUCAAGUUAUUCUCUGUCUGUCACUAACCCUUACUCCCUCCCCUGGUCUGUAUGUAGGUACCACUGUGAGUGUGAGUCUGGCUGGGUGGGGCAGCACUGUGACCAGGAGAAGGAUGAGUGCCAGUCCAGCCCCUGCCAGCACAGUGGCACCUGUGUGGACAGACUCAAUGGAUACUCCUGCCAGUGUCGCCCCGGAUUCACAGGUCUGAAUCAGGGUUUUAUAAAUCCUUUAUUCAUUAUUCAGAUGAUCCCAUUAAACUGCAGUCCCCAAUAUAUUCAAAUGUUUUUCUGUUCACUGUUUUAUUUAAAAACUCACUAAUUUCCUUCCUCCCUCUCCCCUCAGGUGUGAACUGUGAGGUCAACAUAGAGGAGUGUGCAUCAAGCCCAUGUGAGAACCAUGGUACCUGUGUGGACGGAAUCAACAGUUACACCUGCCAGUGUGCCCCUCCGUACUCAGGUAACAAUACCAUCCACACUACUGUAUUACCCAGGACAUAUUCCCUCUGGUGGAGCUGACGUUGAUUGUAUCAUGGGCGUUAUGGAUAUUAACAAUAUUUCUGUGUGUCCACAGGAAAACACUGUGAGGAGGAGUUGGUUCCCUGUGCGUCUCAUCCAUGUGAGCGGGGAGGUGUGUGUCAGCCAACCCCAGACUACACCUUUUACACCUGUAGAUGUCCCAGUGGCUGGCAAGGUGGGUAUUCACAUAGAGGGAAAAGGUGUGAGUGUGUGUUGGGGGAGAUUUUCUACCAUAAUGUUAAUUAAAAUGCUAUGUUUGAAUAGGCCCCCGCUGCACUGAGGAUGUGGAUGAAUGCAGAAAGAGCCCGUGUCAGAACAGGGCCCGUUGCAUCAACAACCAGGGCAGCUACGUGUGCAAGUGUCAACCAGGCUACAGCGGCCUCAACUGCCAGACCAACAUCGAUGACUGCUCCCCCAGUAAGUUAUCACCCAGCUCUUGGGAACACUCACACGGAUAGCCCAGGCAAACUCACAUCACAUAUUGUGUAUAUUCUCUAUGAGCAUCUUGUGUACUGUACUAAUGUAUCGAUCUUCACAAACAGCUUUAUGGGUCUCUCUCUCUCUCUCACUCUCUCAGACCCGUGUCUGAACGGCGGUUCCUGUGUGGAUGGAGUGGGAGGGUUCUCCUGUGACUGCCGGCCAGGGUUUGAUGGGGAGCGCUGUGAGACAGAGGUGGACGAGUGUGCCAGCCAGCCUUGCCGGAACGGAGCCGUGUGCCGGGACUACGUAAACAGCUUCGUCUGCGAGUGCCGGCCAGGCUUUGACGGAAUCCUAUGUGAACACAACAUCCCAGAAUGCACUGAGAGGUAGGUUACAAAGGACUUUAACUGCAGUCACUGUGUUAAAGUGUUUAAAGUUGUUUCAAUCAAAAUUAUUCUUCAAUGAAUUUUCCUUUUUGAUAUGUGGCUACUUGUGGACUGGGACGCAUUUAGAAAAAAGUAUUAAAUUGAUUUCCGCUGCAACACGCAAGGACUUCCAUCAUCUUUGACCACAUAUCUUUCUUUCUCUCUCUCCCUCUAUUUCCCUCAGUUCCUGUCUGAAUAACGGGACCUGUGUUGACGACAUCAACACCUUCUCGUGUCGUUGUCGUCCUGGUUUCUACGGGACCUUCUGUCAGUAUGAGCAGAAUGAGUGUGACUCUCAGCCCUGUAAGAACGGAGGGACCUGCACAGACGGCCUGGGAUCCUACCGCUGCACCUGCCCUGUGGGCUACAACGGGCAGAACUGCCAGGUAGAGAGAGGAGAGAGAGAGAGAGAGAGAGAGAGAGAGUGUGGGUGUGUGUAAAAUGGCGUUGAACUGAAAAUUACUUUUAAAAAAGGUAUCUGAUUAUAACAUCUCUCUUUGUCUGGUUCUUCAUAUGAAAAGCAAUGCUAACAUUUCCUGCUCCGUUUGUCCCAUUGCAGAACUUUGUGAACUUGUGUAGCCAGCCACUGUGCAGGAACGGAGGGUCCUGUUCCCAGUCAGAGACCACCUGGUCAUGUCACUGUCCUGUGGGCUGGACUGGUCUAUACUGUGACGUCCCCAACAUGUCCUGUCAGGACUAUGCUGCUCGGAAUGGUGAGCAUUCCAUGCCUCUACAAUACACUGUGUUUUAUUCAGUCACCUCUCUCAGUAAACAGUCAAAUAGUUCACAAUCAGUCAAAGGGAUAGUUCAGGAUUUUGGCAAUGAGGCCCUUUAUUUACUUCCCAAGAGUCAGAUGAACCAUUUUUAUGUAUCUGCGUCCACUAUGAAGGUUAGAGGUAGUUUUAUGAGCCAAUGCUAACUAGCGAUGACUUGUUAGUAACUUUCUUCAAACUGCAUGCAGAUACAUAAAAAUGGUGUCCACGAGUUCAUCUAACUCUGGGGAAGUAGAUAAAGGGCCUCAUUGCCAAAAUCCCAAACUAUCCCUUUAAUCAAAUUACAUGUUUACAAAGACAGAUGGAUGAAAUAUAAAGAUGAUGUAAAGGUAUGUAAACCAUGCUGAUUAUGGCUAAUAUGUUGUGUGUGUCUCUGUCAGGUAUUCCAGUGGAGAUGGUGUGUAAGUACAUGGGUCGCUGUGUGAAUGUUGGUAAUGCCCACAAGUGUCAGUGCCAGCCUGGCUACACUGGCAGCUACUGUGACAAGACUGUGGACGAGUGCCAGUCCAACCCCUGCCGCAACGGAGCCACCUGCAUGGACUACCAGGGCACAUAUGAGUGUAUGGUAAGUUGUGUGUGUGUGUGUGUGUGUGUGUGUGUGUGUGUGUGUGUGUGUGUGUGUGUGUGCAUCUAUGUGUGUCUGUGUGAACAUCUAACAAUGUGUCUCUGUUCCAGUGCAAGGCUGGCUACCAGGGGGUGAACUGUGAGUAUGACGUGGAUGAGUGUCACUCUAACCCUUGUCGUCAUGGAGGAACCUGCAUCAACCUCAUCAACCGCUUCUCCUGCGCCUGCCCACCUGGCACACAUGGUAAGCAGAUACCGGAAGAUUCUCUCUUGUUUUAUCAAUCUCUUUCUCUCUCUUUUUUUUCCUUGCCCAUUGGUUUUACAUAAUGUACAACUACAACCGAUGGUCUAACCUGACCUCUCAACCGAUGGUCUUUCCUCUCUCUCCUCUCCCCCUCUGUAGGUGUUCAGUGUGAGGUGAACGUGGACGACUGUGCUCCCAAGCCUGGCUCCUUGGGGCCUCGCUGUCUGAACGGGGGCCAGUGUGUGGAUGGGGUGGGCCGCUACACCUGCUCCUGCCCCCCUGGCUUCGCUGGGGAGCACUGUGAGGGGGACGUCAAUGAGUGUCUCUCUGGACCCUGUCACUCUCCUGGUAGCCUGGACUGUGUGCAGCUGGCCAACGACUACCAGUGCCGCUGUCGCCUGGGCUACACAGGUAUAGAACUACACCCCUCUGUAUAUGUUUUAAGACACAUCAACACCUGUUACCUAGCAUACCCCGCACUCAUGCUGUGUAACAUGACAUCUCUCUCUUUUUUAGGACGACUCUGUGAGUCCAUGGUGGAUCUGUGCCAGUCUAAGCCGUGCCAUAACAGUGGUACCUGCUCCAUGAACAUGAGCUCAGUGCAUGGAUACACAUGCACCUGUCAACCAGUAAGUCAUAUAAUGUUACUGUACCCUUUUACAAUGUUUGUUUUCCAAUUGCCAGACUGCUGUGUUUCUAUGUACUCCAUGUACCAGUUUGCUGAUCUUUAUCUCUUUCUUUUGAAUGGAUUUACAACUGCAUUGAAACUGCAUUGUGCUGUAUAACAUUGUAUUCACCUCUAAUGUAGCUGUGGAGUGAGUGGCUGAGUGUCUAUUCUUUCCCUACUGGCUUGUUUCCCUAACUACUAACCAUUCUCCUCCUCCUUAUUCUUACCUUUGCUUCAGAGGGUGAGACAACAUAGUUCAGGUAUGACUGAGAACAGCAGUGUUCUAGGAAGAGACCAAACUUAGUACAUUCUCACAGGUUUUCUGACUAGUCAACUGCAGGAAUGUAGGUUAUGAAUGUAAAACCGAGUCCACAGGUAUCUGCCUAACCAGUCAGUUCACAUGUCUGAUGCCUACUCUCUCUCGUCUCCUUGUUCAGAGUUUCACUGGCUUCAACUGUGGAGAGGUAGAGGGCUACAACUGUGCCCAGCUGCGUUGCCAGAACGGCGGGCACUGCCAGGAUUCUCAGGGUGAUCAUCUGCACUGCCGUUGCCAGCCAGGCUUCAGUGGGUCACGCUGCGAGACCGCCCACAGCUGCCAGAACCGGCCCUGUCUGAAUGGAGGCACCUGUAUGAAGGACCCACACCAGUACAGCUGUCACUGCCCAGCCCACUUCUCCGGCAGGCACUGUGAGAAUGUCAUUUUCGACCAGUCCCCCCGCACCCCCUCCUGCCCUUAUGUAGAGUGUGAGCAGCGGUCCGGGGAUACGAAGUGUGACCCGCAGUGCAACAACCAUGAGUGCCAGUGGGACGGCGGGGACUGUUCUCUACAUUGGCACCGGCCAUGGGUCAACUGCACCGCCCCCGUGCCCUGCUGGGAGCUGUUCCGUAACGGCCGCUGUGACCCGGAGUGUGACAACUCCGGCUGCCUCUUCGACAGCUUUGAGUGUCAAGAGAGCACAAAGUCAUACUGCAAGUAUGUACAAGAGUUAGUAACAACAUAAACACAUCAAUACACAUGUACACUCAGUGGCCAGUUUAUUAGGUACACCAAUCUAGUACCGGGUCGAACCCCCCUUUGCCUCCAGAACAGCUUGAAUUCUUCAGGGCAUGGAAACGUUGCCCAAUUGGUAUCAAGGGACGUAACAUGUGCCAGGAUAACAUUCCACACACCAUUACACCACCGCACCACCCUGUACUGUUGACACCAGGCAGGAUUGGGCCAUGGACUGCUUACGCCAAAUCCUGACUCUGCCAUCAGCAUGACGCAACAGCAACCAGGAUUCAUCAGUCCAGGCUGUGUUUUUCCACUCCUCAAUUUCCAGUGUUGUUGAUCGCGUGCCCACUGGAGCAGCUUCUUGUUUUUAGCUGAUAGGAGUGGAACCCGGUGUGGUCGUCUGCUGCAAUAGCCCAUCCGUGACAAGGACCGACGAGUUGUGCGUUCCGAGAUGCCGUUCUGCACACCACUGUUGUACUGCGCUGUUAUUUGCCUGUUUGUGGCCCGCCUGUUAGCUUGCACGAUUCUUGCCAUUCUCCUUCGACCUCUCAUCAACAAGCUGUUUUUGCCCACAGGACUGCCGCUGACUAGAUGUUUUUUGUUUGUCGCACCAUUCUCGGUAAACCCUAGACACUGUUGUGCGUGUAAAGCCCAGGAGGCCGGUCGUUUCUGAUUCUGGAACUGGCACGCCUGGCACCGAUACCACACUCAGUCGCUUAGGUCACCCGUUUUGCCCAAUCUAACUUUCAAUCGAACAGUAACUGAAUGCCUUGAUACCUGUCUGCCUGCUUUAUAUAUCAAGCCACGGCCACGUGACUCCCUGUCUGUAGGAGCGAAGCAUUUUCGUGAAUGGGGUGGUGUAGCUAAUAAACGGCCCACUGAGUGUAUAUCCUUAUUAAGAGAAUAUUAAGAUUAUUACGAGAAAAUGUAUACAAUAAAUUCAGAUUUUAAAGCUUUUUAACACACAGGAAGUCCUAGAGUCUUCUGAAUUCCCUAACCCCCUCCCUCUGCCCUUUCAUAUCUACAGGUAUGAUAAGUACUGUGCGGACCACUAUGCAAACAAGAUCUGUGACAAGAGCUGUAACACAGAGGCAUGUGGCUGGGACGGCCUGGACUGCUCUGAGGACACCCCUGCUAAGGUGGCUGAUGGCACACUGGUGAUCAUAGUGUUACUGCAGCCUGAGGAGCUGCUGGGAGACUUGAGAGGCUUCCUGCGCUCCCUGGGAACCCUGCUGCACACCAACCUCCGUGUCAAAAUGGACGCCCAGCAGAGACCUAUGGUGUAUCCUUACUAUACUCUGGAGCACGACAACGACAAUGAAGGACAGUCUGCUACAAUGAAACGUAGAGGCAAACGGGAGAUGGACAAGGAGGUUCUCGGGUAAGGAGAUGUCUUUCUCUCUCUCUUUAACUGCUAGAUAAGAUGAAGUGUGAAUAGUCCUCCAUGUUGUGAAGUAAGCCUAACCGAAGUUGUGUUUGUUGCAGGUCUAAGGUGUACCUGGAGAUUGAUAACCGAAAGUGUGCUGAGAUCUCCAUGGACUGUUUCUCCAGCACAGAGCUGGUUGCAUCCUUCAUCGCUGCAGAGUACCUAAAGUCUGCGCUGCCCUACCCUGUGGUCUCUGUCGACAGUAAGUCCCUCUCCUUUUUCCUAUUGUGAUUUCACAAACACCACAUCAAGGCGGUGACCCGAUCCUGUAGGUUCAUGCCCUACAACAUUCGGAGAGUACGACCCUGCCUUACACAGGAAGCGGCACAGGUCCUAAUCCAGGCAUCUCCCGUCUGGAUUACUGCAACUCGCUGUUGGCUGGGCUCCCUGCCUGUGCCAUUAAACCCCUACAACUCAUCUAGAAUGCCGCAGCCCGUCUGGUGUUCAACCUUCCCAAGUUCUCUCACGUCACCCCGCUCCUCCGCACACUACACUGGCUUCCAGUUGAAGCUCGCAUCUGCUACAAGACCAUGGUGCUUGCCUACGGAGCUGUGAGGGGAACGGCACCUCCGUACCUUCAGGCUCUGAUCAGUCCCUACACCCAAACGAGGGCAUUGCGUUCAUCCACCUCUGGCCUGCUGGCUCCCCUACCUCUGCUGAAGCACAGUUCCCGCUCAGCCCAGUCAAAACUGUUCGCUGCUCUGGCACCCCAAUGGUGGAACAAGCUCCCUCACGACGCCAGGACAGCGGAGUCACUCACCACCUUCCGGAGACAUUUGAAACCCCACCUCUUUAAGGAACACCUGGGAUAGGAUAAAGUAAUCCUUCUACCCCCCCACCUUACCCCCCCAAAAAAAAAAAAAAAAAAAAAAGAAUAAUUGUAAAGUGGUUAUCCCACUGGCUAUAAGGUGAAUGCACCAAUUUGUAAGUCGCUCUGGAUAAGAGCGUCUGCUAAAUGACGUAAAUGUAAAUGUAAACCACCCUAAUGGUAAUGUUACAUAAGCACACCUGAUUAAACCCACUUAUUAUGUUCUUUGCUAAAAAUGGACACUUUGCUCCAUUACUCAUGCUCUGAAUGCAGAGCCCAUUUCAGAUUGCAUCACCUAGUUAAGAGUUCCAUGUCUCCUCCUCCAGGUGACCCUAUGGACCCCCAGAAGCCCCCCUUCAUGCUGUACCUGGCUAUGGGAGCAGCUGUCAUCAUCCUGCUCAUCCUGGUGCUGGGCGUGCUGGCCGCCAAGAGGAAACGCAAACACGGCAUCCUCUGGCUCCCCGAUGGCUUCCUGGCCAAGAAAGACGACAAGAGGAGAGAGCCCCUGGGCCAGGACGACUUCGGCAUGAAGUGAGUGGAGAAAAGACAGAGGUUGCGUCCGAAAUGGCACCCUAUUCCCUGUAUAGUGCACUGCUUUUGACCAGGUCCUGCAUAUGGUCUAAUAUAUACACAUACACAUACACACACAUACACACACACACACACACACACACACACACUACCGGUCAAAAGUUUUAGAACACCUACUCAUUCAAGGGUUUUUCUACAUUAUAGAAUAAUAGUGAAGACAUCAAAACUAUGAAAUAACACAUAUGGAAUCAUGCAGUAACCAAAAAAGUGUUAAACAAAUGAAAAUAUAUUUUAUAUUUGAGAUUCUUCAAAUAGCCACCCUUUGCCUUGAUGACAGCUUUUCACACUCUUGGCAUUCUCUCAACCAGCUUCACCUGGAAUGCUUUUCCAACAGUCUUGAAGGAGUUCCCACAAAUGCUGAGCACUUGUUGGCUACUUUUCCUUCACUCUGCGGUCAGACUCAUCCCAAACCAUCUCAAUUUGAUUAAGGUCAGGGGGUUGUGGCGCACUCCAUCACUCUCCUUCUUGGUCAAAUAGCCCUUAUACAGCCUGGAAGGUGUGUUGGGUCAUUUUCCUGUUGAAAAACAAAUGAUAGUCCCACUAAGCCCAAACCAGAUGGGAUGGCGUAUCGCUGCAGAAUGCUGUGGUAGCCAUGCUGGUUAAGUGUGCCUUGAAUACUAAAUAAAUCACAGACAUUGUCACCAGCAAAGCACCCCCACACCAAAACACCACCUCCUCUAUGCUUUACGGUGGGAAAUACACAUGUGGAGAUCAUCCAUUCACCCACAAAAAUCUCAAAUUGGAACCAAAAAUCUCAAAUUUGGACUCCAGACCAAAGGACACAUUUCCACCGGUCUAAUGUCCAUUGCUUGUGUUUCUUGGCCCAAGCAAGUCUCUUCUUCUUAUUGGUGUCCUUUAGUAGUGGUUUCUUUGCAGCAAUUUGACCAUGAUUCACACAGUCUCCUCUGAACAGUUGAUGUUGAGAUUUGUCUGUUACUUGAACUCUGUGAAUCAUUUAUUUGGGUUGCAAUUUCUGAGGCUGGUCCUCAUGAGAGCAAGUUUCAUCAUUGCGCUUGAUGGUUUUUGCGACUGCACUUGAAGAAACGUUCAAAGUUCUUUAAAUUUUCCGUAUUGACUGACCAUGUCUUAAAGUAAUGAUAGACUGUCAUUUAUCUUUGCUUAUUUGAGCUGUUCUUGCCAUAAUAUGGACUUGGUCUUUUACGAAAUAGGGCUAUCUUCUGUAUACCCCCCCCCUACCUUGUCACAACACAACUGAUUGGCUCAAACGCAUUAAGAAGGAAAUCAAAUUAACAAGACACACCUGUUAAUUUAAAUGCAUUCCAGGUGACUACCACAUGAAGCUGGUUGAGAGAAUGCCAAGAGUGUGCAAAGCUGUCAUCAAGGCAAAGGGUGGCUAUUUGAAGAAUCUCAAAUAUAAAAUAUAUUUUCAUUUGUUUAACACUUUUUUGGUUACUACAUGAUUCCAUAUGUGUUAUUUCAUAGUUUUGAUUUCUUCACUAUUAUUCUACAAUGUAGAAAAUAGUAAAAAUAAAUAAAAACCCUUGAAUGAGUAGGUGUUCUAAAACUUUUGACCGGUAGUGUAUAUAUUGAACAAAAAUAUAAACGCAACAUGCAACAAUUUCAAAUAUUUUACUGAGUUACAGUUCAUAUAAGGAAAUCAGUCAAUUGAAAUAAAUAAAUUAGGAUUUCUAUGGAUUUCACAUGACUUGGAAUACAGAUAUGCAUCUGUUGGUCACAGAUACCUGGGGGAAAAAAAAGUAGGGGUGUGGAUCAGAAAACUAGUCAGUAUCUGGUUUGACCACCAUUUGCCUCAUGUAGCGCGACACAUCUCUUUCGCAUAGUUGAUCAGGCUGUUGAUUGUGGCCUGUGGCCUCCUCAAUGGUUGUGCUAAGUUGCUGGAUAUUUGCGGGAACUGAAACACACUGUCGUACACGUCAAUCCAGAGCAUCCCAAACAUGCACAAUGAGUGACAUGUCUGGUGAGUAUGCAGGCCAUGGAAGAACUGGGACGUUUUCAACUUCCAGGAAUUGUGUACAGAUACAUGGGGCUGUGCAUUAUCAUGCUGAAACAUAAGGUGAUUGUGGCGGAUGAAUGGCAUGACAAUGGGCCUCAGGAUCUCAUCACGGUAUCUCUGUGCAUUCAAAUUGCCAUCGAUAAAAUGCAAUUGUGUUUGUGGUCAAUAACUUUUAUUUCAGCUCAUGAAACAUGGGACGAGCACUUUACAUGUUGCACUUAUAUAUUUACUUUUUUUAAUUACUGCACUAUACCGGGAAUAAAGACAAAAUAGUGUACCUCUAUAGUGUACCAUACUCUGAACUGAGACAAAUGUUUGACCAAUGUACCAUAAUGUAGAGCCUCAUUCUCCACACCCUUUCCUCUUCUUCCUCUCUUCCCUGCAGGAACUUCAAGACCCAGGAUGGAGGGAUGAUGGACGGAGGCCAGAGCCAGAGAUGGAUGGAAGAGGAGGCUCCGCCCAAGAAACCAAGGGUGAGAAUGAGAAAGAAGAGAGCCAUUCUUGGCAGCCAUUUUGGGUCAGAAGGCUCACCAGUUGCAUACCAGCAUGAUGCAUUGAGUGAGUAUCUAAAUAUCUCCUCUCCCCCAGACUGAGGACAAGCCCCUACUGCCUCUGGGUGUGGAUGGAGGAGUGGACAGACGGGAGUGGACCUUACAACACCACAAGGCUGCUGACAUCUCUCUCACUCCACCACAGGCUGAUCUGGAAGCGGACUGCCUGGAUGUCAAUGUCAAAGGACCAGGUAGAUUUUAAGAUUGAUUAGGAUUGUUGUCAUUCAAGUAUAAGGAUACCUGACUGAUUGCCCUUGGUGUAACUGUAUAUUUUUUUGCUCUGACCAAAUUGCAAAAUUCUCAUCCAGAUGGCUUCACCCCCUUGAUGCUGGCUUCUCUACGAAACGGAGGGGCGUCUGAUUGCGGCCUGCAGGCGGAAGAGGAAGAGGAGAGCGGGGGAGAUGAGCCAGGACCCAACGUCAUCUCAGACCUCAUCACCCAGGGUGCAACACUCAUGGCCCAAACGGAUCGCACCGGGGAGACGGCACUCCACCUGGCGGCUCGCUACGCCCGGGCCGAUGCCGCCAAAAGGCUGCUGGACGCCGGGGCAGAUGCCAAUGCUCACGACAACAUGGGUCGCACCCCUCUCCACGCUGCUGUGGCGGCCGAUGCCCAGGGAGUGUUCCAGGUAACAUAUUCAUUUACAUUUUCGUCAUUUAGCAGACGCUCUUAUCCAGAGCGACUUACAAAUUGGUGCAUUCACCUUAUGAUAGCCAGUGGGACAACCACUUUACUAUAUAUAUAUAUAUAUAUAUACAUACAGUGGGGAGAACAAGUAUUUGAUACACUGCCGAUUUUGCAGGUUUUCCUACUUACAAAGCAUGUAGAGGUCUGUAAUUUUUAUCCUAGGUACACUUCAACUGUGAGAGACGGAAUCUAAAACAAAAAUCCAGAAAAUCACAUUGUGUGAUUUUUAAGUAAUUAAUUUGCAUUUUAUUGCAUGACAUAAGUAUUUGAUACAUCAGAAAAGCAGAACUUAAUAUUUGGUACAGAAACCUUUGUUUGCAAUUACAGAGAUCAUACGUUUCCUGUAGGUCUUGACCAGGUUUGCACACACUGCAGCAGGGAUUUUGGCCCACUCCUCCAUACAGACCUUCUCCAGAUCCUUCAGGUUUCGGGGCUGUCGCUGGCCAAUACGGACUUUCAGCUCCCUCCAAAGAUUUUCUAUUGAGUUCAGGUCUGGAGACUGGCUAGGCCACUCCAGGACCUUGAGAUGCUUCUUACGAAGCCACUCCUUAGUUGCCCUGGCUGUGUGUUUCGGGUCGUUGUCAUGCUGGAAGACCCAGCCACGACCCAUCUUCAAUGCUCUUACUGAGGGAAGGAGGUUGUUGGCCAAGAUCUCGCGAUACAUGGCCCCAUCCAUCCUCCCCUCAAUACGGUGCAGUCGUCCUGUCCCCUUUGCAGAAAAGCAUCCCCAAAGAAUGAUGUUUCCACCUCCAUGCUUCACGGUUGGGAUGGUGUUUAGACCAAAAAGCUCUAUUUUUGUCUCAUCAGACCACAUGACCUUCUCCCAUUCCUCCUCUGGAUCAUCCAGAUGGUCAUUGGCAAACUUCAGACGGGCCUGGACAUGCGCUGGCUUGAGCAGGGGGACCUUGCGUGCGCUGCAGGAUUUUAAUCCAUGACGGCGUAGUGUGUUACUAAUGGUUUUCUUUGAGACUGUGGUCCCAGCUCUCUUCAGGUCAUUGACCAGGUCCUGCCGUGUAGUUCUGGGCUGAUCCCUCACCUUCCUCAUGAUCAUUGAUGCCCCACGAGGUGAGAUCUUGCAUGGAGCCCCAGACCGAGGGUGAUUGACCGUCAUCUUGAACUUCUUCAAUUUUCUAAUAAUUGCGCCAACAGUUGUUGCCUUCUCACCAAGCUGCUUGCCUAUUGUCCUGUAGCCCAUCCCAGCCUUGUGCAGGUCUACAAUUGUAUCCCUGAUGUCCUUACACAGCUCUCUGGUCUUGGCCAUUGUGGAGAGGUUGGAGUCUGUUUGAUUGAGUGUGUGGACAGGUGUCUUUUAUACAGGUAACGAGUUCAAACAGGUGCAGUUAAUACAGGUAAUGAGUGGAGAACAGGAGGGCUUCUUAAAGAAAAACGAACAGGUCUGUGAGAGCCGGAAUUCUUACUGGUUGGUAGGAGAUCAAAUAUUUAUGUCAUGCAAUAAAAUGCUAAUUAAUUACUUAAAAAUCACACAAUGUGAUUUUCUGGAUUUUUGUUUUAGAUUCCGUCUCUCACAGUUGAAGUGUACCUAUGAUAAGAAUUACAGACCUCUACAUACUUUGUAAGUAGGAAAACCUGCAAAAUCGGCAGUGUAUCAAAUACUUGUUCUCCCCACUGUGUGUGUAUAUGUAUAUAGGAUAAAAGUAAUCCUUCUACCCCCCCAAAAAAAUAAAAUAUAUAUAUAUAUAUAUAUAUUUUUUUUUUUUUUUUUUUGGGGGGGGUAGAAGGAUUACUUUUAUCCUAUCCCAGGUAUUCCUUAAAGAGGUGGGGUUUCAAGUGUCUCCCGGAAGGUGGUGAGUGACUCUGCUGUCCUGGCGUCGUGAGGGAGCUUGUUCCACCAUUGGGGUGCCAGAGCAGCGAACAGUUUUGACUGGGCUGAGCGGGAACUGUGCUUCCGCAGAGGUAGGGGGGCCAGCAGGCCAGAUGUGGAUGAACGCAAUGCCCUCGUUUGGGUGUAGGGACUGAUCAGAGCCUGAAGGUACGGAGGUGCCGUUCCCCUCACAGCUCCGUAGGCAAGCACCAUGGUCUUGUAGCAGAUGCGGGCUUCAACUGGAAGCCAGUGGAGUGUGCGGAGGAGCGGGGUGACGUGAGAGAACUUGGGAAGGUUGAACACCAGACGGGCUGCAGCGUUCUGGAUGAGUUGAAGGGGUUUAAUGGCACAGGCAGGGAGCCCAGCCAACAGCGAGUUGCAGUAAUCCAGACGGGAGAUGACAAGUGCCUGGAUUAGGACCUGUGCCGCUUCCUGUGUAAGGUAGGGUCGUACUCUGCGAAUGUUGUUUAGCAUGAACCUACAUGAUCGGGUCACCGCUUUGAUGUUAGCGGAGAAUGACAGGGUGUUGUCCAGGGUCACGCCAAGGUUCUUUGCACUCUGGGAGGAGGACACAACGGAGUUGUCAACAGUGAUGGCGAGAUCAUGGAGCGGGCAGUCCUUCCCCGGGAGGAAGAGCAGCUCCGUCUUGCCGAGGUUCAGCUUGAGGUGGUGAUCCGUCAUCCACACUGAUAUGUCUGCCAGACAUGCAGAGAUGCGAUUCGCCACCUGGUUAUCAGAAGGGGGAAAGGAGAAGAUGAAUUGUGUGUCGUCUGCGUAGCAAUGAUAGGAGAGACCAUGUGAGGAUAUGACAGAGCCAAGUGACUUGGUGUAUAGAGAGAAUAGGAGAGGGCCUAGAACUGAUCCCUGGGGGACACCAGUGGUGAGAGCACGUGGUGCGGAGACAGAUUCUCGCCACCCCACCUGGUAGGAGCGACCUGUGAGGUAGGACGCAAUCCAAGAGUGAGCCGCGCCGGAGAUGCCCAACUCGGAGAGGGUGGAGAGGAGGAUCUGAUGGUUCACAGUAUCAAAGGCAGCAGAUAGGUCUAGAAGGAUGAGAGCAGAGGAGAGAGAGUUAGCAGUGCGGAGAGCCUCUGUGACACAGAGAAGUGCAGUCUCAGUUGAAUGACCAGUCUUGAAACCGGACUGGUUUGGAUCAAGAAGGUCAUUCUGAGAGAGAUAGCAAGAGAGUUGGCUAAAGACUGCACGCUCAAGAGUUUUGGAGAGAAAAGAAAGAAGGGAUACUGGUCUGUAGUUGUUGACAUCGGAGGGAUCGAGUGUAGGUUUUUUGAGAAGGGGUGCAACUCUCGCUCUCUUGAAGACGCAAGGGACAUAGCCAGUGGUCAAGGAUGAGUUGAUGAGUGAGGUGAAGUAAGGGAGAAGGUCUCCGGAAAUGGUCUGGAGAAGAGAGGAGGGGAUAGGGUCAAGCGGGCAGGUUGUUGGGCGGCCGGCCGUCACAAGUCGCAAGAUUUCAUCUGGAGAGAAAGGGGAGAAAGAAGUCAAAGCAUAGGGUAGGGCAGUGUGAGCAGGACCAGCGGUGUCAUUUGACUUAAUAAAUGAGGAUCGGAUGUCGUCAACCUUCUUUUCAAAAUGGUUGACGAAGUCAUCCACAGAGAGGGAGGAGGGAGGGGGAGGAGGAGGAGGAUUCAGCAGGGAGGAGAAGGUGGCAAAGAGCUUCCUAGGGUUAGAGGCAGAGGCUUGAAAUUUAGAGUGGUAGAAAGUGGCUUUAGCAGCAGAAACAGAGGAAGAAAAUGUAGAGAGGAGGGAGUGAAAAGAUGACAGGUCGGCAGGGAGUCUAGUUUUCCUCCAUUUCCGCUCGGCUGCCCGGAGCCCUGUUCUGUGAGCUCGCAAUGAGUCGUCAAGCCACGGAGCAGGAGGGGAGGACCGAGCCGGCCGGGAGGAUAGGGGACAUAGAGAGUCAAAAGAUGCAGAAAGGGAGGAGAGGAGGGUUGAGGAGGCAGAAUCAGGAGAUUGGAGGGCUGAAAAGACACUCUCAUUAGAGCAGUUGAUAAACUAGUGCUGGUACUGUGCUCACAUGAGCAAAGGUUGAAAAACCGUAUUGAGCUUUUUGAGUUAACACUCUGUUCCCUUCUCAGAUCCUGAUCCGUAACCGGGCCACUGAGUUGGAUGCCAGGAUGAACGAUGGCACCACACCUCUAAUCCUGGCUGCCAGGCUGGCUGUGGAGGGCAUAGUGGAGGAACUGGUGCACUGCCACGCGGACAUCAAUGCUGUCGACGACCACGGUGAGCCCUGGCAUUGUUUCUACAUGCAUAUUGAGUGUCAGGUGUCUCCAACAGGUCGAUCACUAGCUACCAGUAGCUCGCAGCCCACCUAUGAGUAGCUCACCAAACAAUUGAAAGUACAUGCAAUUUUUCACGUGCUCCACCGCAAACUUUCAUUAACAAAUCUCACAAGUAUCAGGCACCGCAAGCUCCCAGCUACUAUCUAAUCAACAUUGACAUUAUCCCAUCCCUGGUUAGCCACUAUUGGCUUAAAAAGCCAAACCUAACACAAUAUCUGCCAAGUAAUUUCCAGCAAUAUUGCCCACGUCUGUGUGAUGCUCGUGCUUGUCUAUCACUCUGUGUGAAGCCAGUUGAUGUGAUAACCAUCUUGUGGAUUGACCUAAAUACUUUCCCCAAGUCCUUAUCAAUUAAAUGUUAACUGCAAAGUAGGCUUACCUGGCUUAAGUAUAUCAUUUGUAUCUAUUAUUUGUUAUUUGCUAACUUUUCCAUGAAAUGAGCAUCGGCAGUACAGAACCAUCGCUAGACCAGCACAUUAGACAGAACAUUCCUCACUCGUUAGAUGCGCAAUUAAAGUGCCAGAUGCGCAAUCAAAGGGGAAUUAAACAAAAAAUGUAAAUGUUUUAGUUUUCUUCCAGACCAAUUUUUUAUCUUUCUCUGUCUCUCUCAGGUAAGUCUGCUCUGCACUGGGCAGCUGCUGUGAACAAUGUGGAGGCCACCCUGGUGCUGCUGAAGAAUGGAGCCAACAGAGACAUGCAGGACAACAAGGUCUGUACUACCUCGGUUUACAUUUCACAUCACCAUCUUGUUUUGCACAAGUUUUCAUACCUCAAAAGUAGCCUUUAUGUCAAGCUAUGUCCCAUAUUAUAUCACUUUAGUAUCAUGUUUUAUUAGCUUUGUACAUAUACAUGUCUUCAUGGGUUGUUUUGCCCAUUGUGUUUUUCCAGGAGGAGACCCCGUUGUUCCUGGCAGCCAGAGAGGGUAGUUUUGAGGCGGCCCAGGUUCUGCUGGACCACUACUCUAAUAGGGACAUCACAGACCACCUGGACCGGCUGCCCCGUGACACCGCACAGGAGCGCAUGCACCACGACAUUGUACGUCUGCUCGAUCAGUACAACCUGGUCCACAGCCCACACAACGGCCCCAACCACAUGGGCGGGGGAGGGGGACACUCCCUGGUUUGUGGAGGAAACGGAGCGGGCUACAUGGGCAUGCGGCCCGGGCCCCAGGGCAAGAAGAGCAGGCGGGGCGGGGGGAAGGUUGGAGGUGCUGGCGGGGGUACAGCCAAAGAGCUGAAAGACAUGAAGGCUAAGCGGAGGAAGAAGCCAACAGGAGGAGAAGGGCCUGCAGUGGGAGCUGUGGGAGGAGCCAGUGGCAAUGGCACUAAAGCUGCAGGAGGGCUGUCAGAGAGCUCAGUCACCAUGUCACCUGUGGACUCCCUGGAGUCUCCACACUCGUACACAGGAGACGCUGCCAGGGCCCCCAACACGGCCAACUCUCCUCCUCUCCUGAGCAGCCCCUCCUCCAGGCCCCUGCUGCCUCCAGUCAGCCACAUGCUGGGCCAACAGCAGAGCUGGGUGGGCCUGAAGCAUGGAUACGGUGGCCACAUGUUCAGCCUCCUCCCCCAGCAGAUUGGUAACGGCCAUCCUGGCAUGUCCCAGCACCACGGCCAAGGCCUGCUCACCCCCAUGAAUGUCACCAUGAGCCGCGAGCAGCUGCCUCCCAUUGUCACCUUCCAGAUGAUGGCACCGGGGGGCGGGCAGGCCCUGCUGAAGCAGCCCCAGCCUGGGCAGGUGCAGUCACAGGGGCAAAACCAGGGCCAGCCCCACUCUCAGCAGGGCCCUACUCACCUGCACUGCACCCAGGGCAUGAUGUACCAGAUGCCCGACGUGGGCCUCCAGCACAGCCUGUCCCACAGCCUCCCCCACUCUCACGGCCUGGCCCACGGCCAUGGCAUGGUGCAGGACGGCCAGUCCCGCCAGCAGCUCCCUCCAUAUCAGGCUAUCCAGAGCCCCGUGGAUAAGUACCCCACCCCUCCCUCUCAGCACAGCUACGCCACCGCUGGCUCGGAGGGCACCACCCCGGGGCACCCGGCUCACCCGCCCAGCAAGCACCCGUACCUCACCCCCUCCCCCGAGUCCCCUGACCCCUGGUCCUCCUCCUCCCCCCACUCCAACUCAGACUGGUCUGAUGUCACCACCAGCCCCACCCCCCUGGGGAACCCCCAUGCACUGCCGCCUCCCCGCCACACACAUAUUCCGGAGCAGCCGCAGUCCCAGCAGACGCAACAGAACCCCCAGCAGCCUCAGCGUGGCAACAUGCAGGUGUUUGCAUAG
Coregonus sp. 'balchen' is the source of this 21442-nucleotide messenger RNA. The record is from the annotation of a GenBank genome assembly. NCBI's taxonomy places the organism in Eukaryota, Metazoa, Chordata, Actinopteri, Salmoniformes, Salmonidae.